UGUACACACUACACAUCUCCGAGCACCGCAUACAUGUCACUGUGUCAGCACACAGGCCAGCAUCUUCUGCCAUCUCCAAGGACGGGCACCCACAGCCUCAGCAUCCCUGCCUCCUGCAUCUCAUGCUGACACAAGCUGGAAUGCUUGUUUGUUCCUUCUAUAAAUCUUAAGUGUGAAGACUCAGAGGAACCGACCUGGAUGAUGCCUUCUGAGAUAUGCCUCAGUACUAAAGAAAUGCUAACAGGUCAGAGGCAUUGCCAGUCCAUGUCACACAAAGAUGCUGUUCUGUCUGCGUUAAAUCAGCAGAGGAGCGACGGUAUACUGUGUGAUGUCACCCUUGUUGCUGAAGAGCAGAAGUUCCAUGCCCAUAAGGCCGUGUUGGCAGCCUGCAGUGAUUAUUUUCGGGCAAUGUUUAGUCUUUGCAUGGUCGAAAGUGAAGCCGAUGAAGUCAAUUUACAUGGUGUCACCAGUCUUGGCUUAAAACAGGCUCUUGACUUUGCCUACACUGGACAGAUAUUAUUGGAGCCAGGAGCGAUCCAGGAUGUUUUGGCAGCUGGAAGUCACCUACAGUUACUUGAGCUGUUGAACCUCUGUUCCCAGUAUCUGAUCCAGGAACUAAGUAGCUUUAAUUACUUGGACCUGUAUAAACUAGCUGACUUGUUUAAUCUGACAUUGCUGGAGACAGCAGUGGUGGACUUUCUAGUAAAGCACUUGUCAGAGCUUUUGAAAAGUCACCCGGAAGAAGUUCUUGCACUGCCCUUCCGUCUGCUCAGAGAGGUCCUGAAGAGUGAUCAUCUGACAUCACUUAGCGAAGAGCAAAUUUGGCAAUUGGCUGUGAGAUGGCUGGAGCACAACUGCCGUUAUCAGUACAUAGAUGAACUGCUGCAGUAUGUACGUUUUAGCCUCAUGGAUACAAACGCUCUUCACACUAUCAUCCUUUCUCACCCUUUGAUUCAAGCUAGUGAAACAGCUACAGCACUAAUUAAUGAAGCCUUGGAAUAUCACCAAAGUAUCUAUGCACAGCCGAUAUGGCAGACCAUACGGACGAAACCACGCUUUCAGUCCUGUACACUUUAUAUUGUUGGAGGAAAGAAGAGGGAGAUCUGCAAAGUUCGGGAGUUGAGAUAUUUUAAUCCUGUUGAUCAAGACAAUGUUCAUAUUGCAGGAAUCGCAAAUUGGAGUGAGCUGACUCCUAUGCCGGUAGGGAGAAGCCAUCACUGUGUGGCAAUCAUGGGUGACUUUUUAUUUGCUGCAGGAGGGGAAGUUGAGCAUGCCACUGGGCGCACCUGUGCGGUGAGGACAGCAUGCCGAUACGAUCCUCGCAACAAUGCAUGGAUUGAAAUAGCUCCAAUGAAGAACUGCCGGGAGCAUUUUGUUCUGGGUGCACUGGACAAUUGUCUCUAUGCAGUAGGGGGCAGGAAUGAAUUACGACAGGUACUGCCAUCUGUAGAGCGGUACUGCCCCAAGAAGAACAAGUGGACUUUUGUACAGUCGUUUGAUAGAUCUCUUUCAUGUCAUGCUGGAUGUGUUGCAGAUGGUCUUCUCUGGAUAUCAGGAGGAGUGACUAAUACAGCACAAUACCAGAACAGACUCAUGGUGUAUGAUCCAAAACAGAAUAAGUGGAUUAGUCGCAGCCCUAUGCUGCAGAGAAGAGUUUACCAUGCCAUGGCAGCAGUCCAAAGGAAGCUUUAUGCCCUGGGUGGAAAUGAUUUAGAUUACAACAAUGAUCGGAUUUUGGUGCGACACAUAGAUUCUUACAACAUUGACACGGACCAGUGGACACGCUGCAGCUUCAAUUUACUCACAGGGCAAAAUGAGUCUGGAGUUGCUGUUCAUAAUGGAAGAAUCUACUUGGUUGGUGGUUAUUCUAUUUGGACAAAUGAACCUUUAGCAUGUAUACAGGUGCUGGACGUUAGCAGAGAAGGCAAAGAAGAAGUGUUCUAUGGGCCUACACUGCCAUUCGCCUCUAAUGGGAUAGCAACAUGCUUCCUGCCUGCACCGUACUUCACAUGUCCCAAUUUGCAGACUUUGCAGGUUCCACAUCAUAGAAUAGGCACAAUGUAAAGAAUUUAUUUACAUAGAAUCCAGAAAUGAACACAACAUACGGUAUAUUAUUGUGGGUGAAUGAUAUAGCUAAAUAAUAAAAACACAAGGUUGGUGCCAUUCAUAUAUGUUCUAUACAUAGCUAUACAUCUGUAACCUCCUGUGCUGGCUGACAAAUCACUCUACUGCCAUAAGCAUAAAUAUAUAGUCAGGGCAGGGUAUCAUUGUGCCUGGGAACUUCUGUACAGUACUGCAAAUGAUUACUCACAGCAUUAUGAUGCAAAGGGAACAGUGACUAUGCAAAAGGCUACUUUACUCACCAGAGCAAAGGUGUCAUUGCUAGACCAAUAUGCUCCAGUCACUAGUGUCUGUACACUUUCACACUAAGAACAAAACAAAUGGUUAAAGGGCAAUACACAAUGAUAAGAAUUUAAACAUAUGCAACUGACUGGAUGUAUGUGAUAAGCAAAGGGAAUGUCAACCAUAAAAGAUCACUGUAAUUUCAUGAUAUGUAAAUCAUUUUCCAUAUCGUUCCGUUCUAAGCCAUGGUGUGGAACAUUGCAAUGACUUUCAUAUUGAAGAGAUGGGACAAAUAUAAAAGGAACUGUGAUAAAAAAAUUAGGUUUGCGCAUUUACAACCCAUCAACUUUGCUGCUAAUAAGUUACUGAACA
Bufo bufo (common toad) is the source of this 2715-nucleotide messenger RNA. RefSeq names its product kelch like family member 32 (gene KLHL32). Lineage: Eukaryota; Metazoa; Chordata; Amphibia; Anura; Bufonidae. The coding region runs from base 199 to 2064 and encodes 621 amino acids. The transcript has 11 exons. Gene Ontology annotation, molecular function: protein binding. The record is from RefSeq and is a predicted model, not a curated record.